Hydractinia symbiolongicarpus is the source of this 474-nucleotide messenger RNA. Its product is annotated as ATP-dependent DNA helicase RecQ-like. Bases 1 to 474 code for a protein of 157 amino acids. The transcript has a single exon. Gene Ontology annotation, cellular component: nucleoplasm; cytoplasm; chromosome. NCBI's taxonomy places the organism in Eukaryota, Metazoa, Cnidaria, Hydrozoa, Anthoathecata, Hydractiniidae. Gene Ontology annotation, molecular function: ATP binding; nucleic acid binding; four-way junction helicase activity. Gene Ontology annotation, biological process: double-strand break repair via homologous recombination; telomere maintenance. The record is from RefSeq and is a predicted model, not a curated record.
AUGGCUCUAACGUAUAUUGAUAUUUUAAAGCGAAUAUCUUUCGCAAUAAAUAAUUACAUUUUUCAGUUUUGCCUGAAACCAGAGCAAGUCAUAUGUUUGGAAGCUUUGUUAAAGGGGAAUGAUGUGGUGGCAGUUCUGCCUACUGGAUUUGGAAAAUCAAUUAUUUUUUAUUUACUUGCUGAUCUCUUCCCAGUUAAAAAUGAAAAGAAUAUUGUUUUGGUCAUCAGCCCUUUAACUUCCAUUAGAAAUGAUCAGGUGAAAUACUUGAAUGGGAUUGGUUUUUGUGCUGCUGUAUUGAACUUGGAACAGAGGAAGUUUCAGCCAGAUGAGAGCUUGUUUGGAAGUAAUGGUGCAGUGGAGGAUGACGACGAUGACGACGAUGAUACAAAUAUUACAAUUGAUUGUGGUAUUAAAAACGGAUAUAUUAAGAUUUUAUUUGCCCAUCCAGAAACCUUUUUAUCUGAUCAAUUUUAA